ACUCGGUUCUCCUCUCAUUCCCUAUACGAGUCGUCGACUACGUAUAAAGUCGGAAGAAGAAGUCGCCUAAACGACGGAUCCGUGUUACACGAACCGGUUAGACAGUAGCCACGCGUUGAAAACAAUCGUUCCGAGUCGAGCCGGCCGAAGGACCUCACUCUCUCUCUGUCUCUCGCGAGUCAACCGUGAGAAAAGACACCCGACAUCGUCGAUUUUCAAUUGAUUCUCAUCGACAAAGCUCGAUUCCUGACACCUGAGAGAACUGGUGCCGAUCCCUGACGAUCUCGUGGCCCGCGGCGCGCUGUCCCUAACUCGAAAAUAACAGAGAAGAAAGAAGAAAAGGAGGAAGAGGAGAGGACAGGGAGCAAGGAACUCUGAAGAAAACGACGAUCCUUAGACCACCGUCGUCCUAGUAACGCGGCAGAUAUCCGCCAGGGCCGAAUUUUUUCGAGCAGACAGAAGAUGAACUCGGUAUUGUUGAAAUUGGUGGUGACGGUGUUGGCGGUGCUGUACGUCGCAGACUACUCGCAGGGCGCAGCGGUAAGAUCGGAGGAGUUCGCUGAACAACUGAGCCGCAUUGUUCAAGAAGAGAAUCCUGACAGUCUGAGGACUCAGAGGGCUACCAAAAUCGGGGACGAUGACAAACCGUUACGAAACUGCUACGACGAGCCAUGCGGAUGGAACUCCUACAACCCUGUUACUCGCCGAGGCUCAAUUUUCAUGCCGAAUACGUGCAAAUGCCCCGACAAGUCCUUCAGAUGCAUACGCACUGGCGAAAACAUAUCAAUGAACGCGUACGUCUACCACUGUCGCCAGAACACGACAGCGGACGACAUCGAGGGCAGAUCGCCGUACACCAUGGACCAGGCGGACUACAUCAGUUAAAACUCGCGCGCCGUUUAACGCUUGAAACGAGCAUGCGCAUUUACCUGAACCCGCGCAACAUCAUCAGCAGCUCGAAGUGUCACCGUCAGCCUCAUCUCGCGUCCACUAAUUCUCAUUUUCCUCUUGGUCCCAGCAUUCUUCACGAACUGCUUCCGGUCCCCGUCUUUACUGGUCGCCAUAAACCAUAUAACCUGGUCUCCGGGAAAGAUGGCGAACGAAUAAGUAAAAUAAGAAAAAAUAAUUGAACUGGUCGCAUUCUACUUUGCAUCGGACGCAUACAGUAUUUGCAAGGGACUAUCUUCGAAGAAGAUUCAUUCACAUGUUCGAAUCAGCACAUUCGAAUUUCCCGCGCGGCCACUGAUUCAAAUUCAAGCGCGACCAUCUUUGAACCGCCAAUUCAUAUCGAACGAAAUAAUUCGUGAUCGUGAUUUCGUGUUCUCAACCGAUAGAUUAUCAAUUCAAUCGAGACGAUCGAUCGAAUUGGUAAUGGUGUAUGAAAGAUAAUUAAAGGGAAUUAAAGAAUUAUCGAUUGAAUUGGUAAUUAUACGGGAGAAAUCGAAGAUAGUCGACGGUUUCGGGUAGCGGCAUCCCGAGCCUCGAGUGCGAGAUUUUCGAAAUGGAUUAUUAUCACGCAAAAUGAUAGUUUCUGAUAUUUCUUUGCAUAAUUCCGUCCCUAGUCUUACUAUCGAUAGUUUUAAAGCAGUUUUAGCGUGGGGAAUUUGAAUAAUUCAUGAUUUUACCUUGAUUAUGUACGGAGCGGCUGCGAACGAUGUGACUCGGUGAAACGGAGAUACUAAACUGCGCACGCAUCCGCUUUUGAAAACGAAGGUCUCGCACGAUGGCGCGAUUUUUCAAAUUAGGCUUGAUUCGCACGUGAGGUCGCUACGGGUUUGAAACGUUGCAAAAUGAGAAAACAUAAACAUAUCGGGUACUGAUUUGCCUAUCGUUCGACGUAGAAUAGACGCACGGAGAACCGUAAGUUAACUAAAAUUAUUUUACUUGGAUUAUCAUAACAAAUAGUUCAUUGUAAGUGAUGGUUACGUUACAACGUACGUAAUCGAGUAGUGGACUAACAUUAAUUGUUUUCUUUUUUAAGUACUAUUUAUAAUAACAUUCAGCUUCAUCUCUUUGAAAUCUCUUCGCAGCGAAAUCGGCUUAUUGAAAGAAAAACUGUUAACCUCUUUCAAUGAACAAGUUCUAAUGAUUUUCGAAAUAACGGUUUGAAUAGAAUUACUGAUGGGUCUAAAAGAAUUCAUAUUUAUCAAAAUAAGAGUUUAAUUCUGCAUAUACAUAAGUGUAUCACUAGGAUUACGGUUAAACGUAAUUAUUAGACUGCGACGAUGCAAAGACUUCUUUUCUCUAUUUUAAUUAUUAUUAAUCGUUACCUAGCUUCGGUUAUUUCAAAUCGUUUUAUAAAAAUAAUACGUAUAUAUUCGUUAACAUCCGCAGUCUAGUAAUUACGGUUUCGCAUUAACAGCGAAGGUACGCGGCUCGCAGCAACAUUUAAUUCAUUCGUUUCAAUUUUACUCGUGGACAAGAAUACUUUACCCUUUCAAAUUACCAUGAAUGUAUAAUGGAAAUUAAUUUUAUCAAAUCAGACCUGUUCAAGGUGUAAAGCUAUAGCAAGCUUAGUUACAGUAUUUUGAUAAGGCACAAUUCACGAUUUUGUACUUAACCGGGGAAAAUUCUAUUGAAUCAUUUUAUAUAACGUAAUGGACUAGUAAUGUAACUAUAUAAUAUCAUUUGCUCGUUACGCAACAUCAUACUCGAAUUUCUUAUUUAACGACCAAAGAGGUCCUUGCUCAAAUUGAAACGAAUCUUUUCACGUUUCAUAGAUACAUUACACCGUCUUGCAAUUGCUUUUGAAUAUUGCAGUGCAGUAGGCAUACAUAAAACGAUAAAAUAGAGAAGUAAUUAUAUCGAAAAGUUUUUCUACACGUUUUCAAAUAGGAAACUUAGAUUCUGUAAUAAUAUUUCACUACAUUGGAGAACUCGUUAUUUUAUCCAAGAAGUAUAACUAAACAGCUAGAUUGGCAUUAAACAACUAAUUUACACAACCUGUAAUUAGUAGACUGUGGAUGCUCAAAACAAAUAUAGACUUUUAUCAAUUUAUAGGAACAGGAAUUACAUAGCAAUCCGUUUAUUCCGUUAACGCUAUAUAUAUUAUCAAAAUUUAAGUGAACCAAAAGUUUGAUAAAAUUUCAAUCGAAUCUGCAGUCUAGUAAUUAGAGAAAUUUAUAAGACGUGUAGGAAAAAGUACAGACAAUGUAUUCGUAUGCAGUAUUUCACUAUGUAGAGUGAUUAUGAUUUAGUUGGAAGGAGUGAGUGCUCCUUUCGUGAAUAAUUGACGAAAUCCGUAAGAAGAAUGCGUUCUUCGUGAAGAAAGCAAGCAUGGAGAAGUGUGUAGUAACUAUCAUGGCGGUCUUGGAUGCAACAAUUUUAUGUCUUUCUUAUUUCUGUCUUAAAGGAACGAAAGAAGGCUUCAAAAAUAGAUAUGUGAAUCUCUCUAAGCAAUAUUUUAGUUCCAUAGUAAUUUUCAUCAUCUCUUUUGGAUCUCUAGAAAUCUAUUUUCUUAAUUAUCGUCGACAGUAACUUUCUUACAUUGUCUUUGGUACCUUGACCAGAGCCAUGAACAGUAUAGCUAAAAUUUGAUUGCUCCCUGUAACAUCGAAAUUACCAAUACUCCAUAGCACACCUUUCUUCGCGUCGUUCCGCUUACAUAUACAUUUACAAGAUUUACAAUUAAAUUAUUUACAACGUUAUGCUACAACUCACGCGUUACGUUAUGCUACAUCUAUAGUUGUACAAUGAUUAUCAAUGUUACCAUUUUUAAUAAAACUAAAGUAAUGUUGUAGGAAUGAUUAUGUUCUUGCUUUUAAACCUAUCACUUACCU
This is a messenger RNA of Nomia melanderi (Alkali bee), 3779 nucleotides long. RefSeq lists its product as uncharacterized. The record is from RefSeq and is a predicted model, not a curated record. Lineage: Eukaryota; Metazoa; Arthropoda; Insecta; Hymenoptera; Halictidae.